UAGGUACUCAUGACGUUACGUCGUCAAAGAAAAGUAACAAUAACCUCAAAACUGCCUCAGCUAAAGAAAAACUGAAAAGGAAAAACCACAAAAAUAAGAAAAAAAAGAAACAUAAAGCAUUAUCUCUUAAAUCAAUAUCCUCUAGCCUUAAGACAUCUACUCCAUCUGGAUCCAGUACUUCAUCAGAGUCUGCAGCUGCGUCUACAAUAUCUAAAUCUCCAGUUACUCUAACGAUACCAGAAUUUGCAAUUAUUUCCAUUACAUCUAAGUCUAUAAUUGCAGAUAUUGCACCUGAACAGGCAACUUCAAAUAUUUUAAAUGAAUCUGCAACUGAAAUAGCAGUUGAUGGUACUAGAACUGUGUCACAUACCUCCUCUCCGCUUAGCAGUACACGAUCCAAUAAAAAACAAAAAAAGAAGAAAUUAAAACAUAAGAAGGAAAAGAAGAAAUUAUCCCACAAAUUUUUAUCACUUCCAUCUUUCAUACUCCCUACACUUGGAACUAAUGCUGCACAUGAAGCUUCAACUACAUUUGGGUCUGCAACUACACUUGCUCCAAUACUCACUAACUUUGAAUCUGCAGUUACGUCUACCACAUCUGAGUAUAAAGCUAUAGGCACCAAUUCUGGAUCUACAGGUACAGUCCCAGAUAUUAAAUUUACAACUAUAGGAGGCGCUAUAAUUGAAUAUACAACGAACAGCAAUGAAUCUAAAUAUACAACCACAAACUCUGCACGUGAAUUUACAGCUUCAGACUCUACCAUUGAAUCUAUGACCGAAGACAUCGCAAAUGAUUCCGCAAAUGGCUCCACCAGUCCUAAAUCUGCUACUAGUACAUUUACAUCUGGUACUACAGAGGGUUUCUUGACUACACUUGAAUCUGAUGUUUCACCCACUGUAUCCGGGAGUCUGACGUUUACCUCACAUAUAUCUACAGCUACAUUUCGUGAUCUUGAACCUCCAACAAAAAGUCUUUCAAAUGAGUUUACAACUCAAGUUACUGCGCACGAAUCUACCGCUGAGUUUACACCUGCAGUCACUGCCAUGAAGACUAAAAGUGAAGACAUUAGAAAAGCAUCCGAAAAUAGGAUCAUAAGCUCUGAGGUUGCAACUAAAUCUGUCCUUAGUACGACGGCAGCAAAAAAGCAGGAAAGAAGAAAAUUAAAAAAUAAGAAAAAGAAAUCUCACAAAUUAAAAAUAUCUGCAUCUGAAAUCUCUAGCCAAUCUAAAUCUAUGACUACAGAGGGAAUCGUAACUGCAGCUGAAUCUGAAGUUUCACUCAUUACAUCUGAGACUCUAACAACACUCACCACAGACGAAUCUACAGUUACAUUUAUUAGUUUUGAACCUACAACAGAAAGAACUUCAAUAGAGUUGGUUACACAAGCUGCUACGUACGAAUCUACCACAGAAAGCACUAUCACUGGGUCUGUACCUGCAAUUGAUAUCAUCAAGUCUGCGAUUGAAGACAUCAAAAAUGUCUCCAUAAAUAAUGCCACUAAUUCUGAGUCUCCUAUUACAUCUACCAUCGGCACGAAGAAUGUAAAAAAGGAGAAAACAAAAAACGUAAAAAAUAAGAAAAAGAAAUCUCGCAAAUCAACAACAUUAGCAUCUAGAACAUCUAUCACUCCUAGAUCUACUUCUACGGAUGAAAUCAUUACCGCAUUUAAGUCUGAAGUUUCACCUACUACAUAUGAAACUUUAAGAACACUCACCACAGACGAAUCAAUAACUACUACUUUUAAACCUUCAACAGAGUUUGCAACUCAAGCCGCUAAGUAUGCUUAUACUACAGAAAAUACUGCAAUUGAGUCUACAAUUGCAGAUACUGCUCCUGAAGUUAUCUCCACCGGUACAGUACUUGCACAUACAAAUGAAACCUCCGCAACCGAUUCUUUAGCUAUAGACACUACACCUGAUUAUACAGCUACAAAUGCAAAACUUCAGUAUAAAACUGAAAGCUCUAUUAUUGAAUCUAGCAAUACUGAUAGUACUUCUAAAUAUAAAAGUAUGGACUCUUCAAAUGAAUCCACAACGGGAAAUACUGAAAAUGAAUUUACAACUGCAACUCAGGCUACACAUUUUCGCGAAUCUACAGCUAGAAGUAUUACAUAUGAAUCUACAGCUGAAAGCAGAACAGUUGAGUCUACAAGUGCAGGAAUUAUAUCUGAAUCUACAUCUGAAAACAUACCAACCGCAGGAAUUAUGCAUGAAUCUACAACUGAAAACUUAAUAAAUGAGUCUAUAACUACAUUCAUUUCACAUGAGUCUACAAAUCGUAGAACAACAACUGAAUCUACAACUGCAGGCACUACUUUUAAAUCUAUAAUUACAGGCACUGCACCUAGCACAACUGAAUUUAUAACUACAAGCACUAAUCUUGAAUCUGAGGCUACAGGCACUAUACCUGAAUCCAUUAAUAAAAGCACAACAACUAAAUCUACAACUACAGGCGUUACGCUUGUGUAUGCUACAGGCAAUACACUGGAAUCUAUUAAUGAAAUUAAAGCUGAGUCUACAACUACUGGCAGUCCUACUGAAUCUGCAAAUGCAGGCCCUAUGCCUGAGUAUAUUAUUGAAAGUAUAACAGCUGAGUCUAAAAUUAUAGACACUACAGCUGAAUUUAUUAUUGAAAAUACAACAGUUGAGUCUCAAACUACGGGCACUAUUCUUCAGUCUACAGCUAUGGGCUUCACGCCUGAAUCAGCAACUGAAAGCUCAAUAACCGAUUCUACGACAGCAGGCACGUCUACAAGUACAGGAGAUCCUGAUGCAAAAAAUAUCGAAACUUCUUUGUUCAAGGCAGCAUUGGGUCUUGCAGAAGAAAUUUCCCCGACUGUUAUCGUGGAAAAUAUUGCCGGUUCAGAAGAAGUUUUCUCCUCAGACACAGAAACAGACGAAAUUAAAAAAACUAAGGGCGGGAAAAAGAAGAAUAAAAAACAUCCCAAGCAUAAGAGAAAAAGGAACAAAGGACGUGGAAAUGUGGUUCUUCAAGGUGACUCAGAGGAAUCAACUCUGGAUACAACUGAUGCUACCUCCACCACUUGGUUGUAUACUACAGUUGUCAUGGCUGAAUCUGGUUCGACAACGCAAUCUACUUCAGCAACAAAAUCAACAUCCGAAUCCUCUUCAACGAAUCAGUCCAAGUCAACAACUGAAUUGGUUGUAGAUAAAUGCGAUGUCACUGCAGGAGGAGGAUGCAGUGGUGAAAGCAAGAAAAACGGAGUAACUAGAAAAGAAACAGAAGUUAAAGGUGAAACAAAUUCUUAUGACGGAACUACGACAGCCCUGAACUCUAAGAGUACUACAUCUGCAACGACAUCGCAGCAAUCUCUUGCGGAUACGGUUACAGAAGAAGAGUCUCCAGAUUCGUGUCGUGAUGACCAAGAUUGGUGGCCUUGCGCACCAAGGUGUCAUAACACUUGCUAUAAUUAUGCCAGAGGAGAUGCAUGUGAAGAUCAUGAUUGUAAACCUGGCUGUUUUUGCAAAGACGGCCUACUCCGAACUGAUGAUGGGGACUGUGUUGACCCUGAUGAUUGCCCCUCACCUGUGUGCGGAGAACAUGAAGAAGAAACGGAUUGCAUAAGCCCGUGCAAUAAUUGCGCAGCGAACUGCUAUUCUUGUCCGUUCCUGUCGUGUCACGAAGGCUGCGAUUGCAUAGAUGGUUACAAAAGACACGACAAUGGAACCUGCAUCCAUGCAGCCAUGUGCCCACCAUGUUCUUCGUCUGCUCCAGAAGAAUGAAGAAAUUUUAUUGAUAACAAAAAGAAGAUGUAACACUGACGGAGAUCAAAGUUAUGUAACUUUAAAACAGUAUGUGUUAAUAAAAUUCAAUUUUUCAGCUCUU
Stegodyphus dumicola is the source of this 3846-nucleotide messenger RNA. RefSeq lists its product as uncharacterized. Lineage: Eukaryota; Metazoa; Arthropoda; Arachnida; Araneae; Eresidae. The record is from RefSeq and is a predicted model, not a curated record.